GCGUGAGUGUGCUUGUGGGGCGGGGAAGAAGAUCGAGGGGUGGAGUAUUUGGAAAGUGGCAGCGCGAGAAAAGCAACAGCGAAAGCAGGAGGCAAAACAGCUCAAAUCAAAGGAAGGCUAUCGCAUGGGACUGAUAGGAGAAAGAGGAAUGGUAUUGUGAAAAUAAACAAAUGGUGGCUUGUUCUGUCUGCUACUUGGGGUUUCUCCUUUUUCAGUUCCAUUAAUUCCCUCCCAUGUCUGCUUGAUCUUCUCGUUUGUGAAAGCACCGUAUAUAGUUUGACGGGAUGAUGGCGGUGAGCUCGGCCUGCAAAGAUAUGAGCAAGUUGGGAAUGGAUAACGGCAAGUACGUGCGGUACACGCCGGAGCAGGUGGAGGCUCUGGAGAGGCUGUAUCACGAGUGCCCCAAACCCAGUUCCAUCCGCCGUCAGCAGCUUAUCAGAGAGUGUCCCAUUCUCUCUAACAUCGAGCCCAAACAGAUCAAGGUUUGGUUCCAGAAUCGAAGGUGUAGAGAGAAGCAGCGAAAAGAAGCUUCACGCCUGCAAGCUGUAAACAGAAAACUGACGGCUAUGAAUAAACUGCUGAUGGAGGAAAACGACAGAUUGCAGAAACAGGUGUCACAGCUGGUUUACGAGAACAGCUUUUUCCGUCAACAGACUCAGAAUGCGACUCUUGCAACCACAGACACAAGUUGCGAGUCGGUGGUGACGAGCGGUCAGCACCAUUUGACACCUCAGCAUCCACCACGGGACGCCAGCCCAGCUGGACUUUUGUCUAUUGCAGAGGAGACUCUUGCGGAGUUUCUUUCGAAGGCCACGGGAACUGCCGUGGAGUGGGUCCAAAUGCCUGGGAUGAAGCCUGGUCCGGAUUCCAUUGGAAUCGUUGCUAUUUCUCAUGGUUGCCCUGGAGUGGCAGCCCGUGCAUGCGGCCUUGUGGGUCUGGAACCUACGAGGGUUGCUGAAAUCCUCAAAGAUCGGCCGUCUUGGUGUCGUGACUGCCGAGCUGUGGAUGUUCUAAAUGCCAUGCCCACUGGAAAUGGGGGAACCAUUGAACUGCUUUACAUGCAGUUGUAUGCCCCAACAACUUUGGCACCAGGUCGUGACUUCUGGCUGCUGCGUUACACUUCUGUUUUGGAGGAUAGUAGUCUUGUGGUCUGUGAAAGAUCGCUUAACAACACUCAGAACGGUCCCACUAUGCCAACAGCGCAGCAUUUUGUGAGAGCAGACAUGCUGCCAAGCGGAUAUCUGAUUAGACCUUGUGAAGGAGGUGGAUCCAUCAUCCAUAUUGUUCAUCACGUCAACUUAGAGCCUUGGAGUGUACCUGAAGUGUUACGCCCACUAUAUGAGUCAUCAACGUUGCUUGCUCAAAGGACAGCUAUGGCGGCUUUACGUCAUUUGAGACAAAUUUCUCAAGAAGUUUCUCAGCCAAAUGUCACCGGGUGGGGAAGAAGGCCUGCGGCUUUGCGAGCACUAAGUCAGCGUUUGAGCAGGGGCUUCAAUGAAGCUGUCAAUGGAUUUGCAGACGAUGGCUGGUCCAUGUUAGAAAGUGAUGGCAUUGAUGAUGUCACCCUUCUUGUGAAUUCAUCUCCUAGCAAGACAAUGGGGGUAAAUCUUGGUUAUAACAAUGGGUUUCUUUCGAUGAGCAGUUCCGUGCUAUGCGCAAAAGCAUCCAUGUUGUUACAGAAUGUCCCUCCAGCAAUUCUUCUUAGAUUCUUGCGGGAGCAUCGAUCAGAGUGGGCAGAUAGCAAUAUUGAUGCUUACUCAGCCGCUGCCAUCAAAGCUGGUCCCUGUACCUUGCCGGGGGUUCGAGCAGGAGGUUUUGGUGGUCAGGUUAUUCUUCCACUGGCGCACACAAUUGAGAAUGAAGAGUUUAUGGAGGUCAUUAAGCUUGAAAAUAUGGGAUACUAUAGGGAGGACAUGACUAUUCCUGGGGAUAUUUUCCUUUUGCAACUUUGUAGUGGAGUAGACGAGCGUGCCGUUGGCACCUGUGCGGAACUCAUUUUUGCUCCCAUCGAUGCAUCUUUCUCUGAUGAUGCACCCAUUUUACCUUCUGGUUUCCGCAUCAUACCUCUUGAUUCAGGCAUGGAUGCUGCUACUCCAAACCGAACACUUGAUCUUGCUUCUGCUCUUGAAGUUGGAACCACUGGAAACAAAUCAGCUGGUGAUAAUUUUGGUAAUUCUGGUAGCACAAAAUCUGUGAUGACAAUAGCAUUUCAGUUUGCAUUUGAAGUCCACCUUCAAGAUAGUGUAGCAACUAUGGCUCGGCAGUAUGUUCGGAGUAUUAUUUCAUCUGUUCAAAGGGUCGCACUGGCACUCUCCCCUUCCCACUUUGGUUCCCAAAAUGGUCUUCGCCCACCACCUGGCACUCCUGAGGCACAAACACUUGCUCAGUGGAUAUGCAGUAGCCAUAGGAGCUAUCUAGGGGUAGAACUACUAAAAUGUGAAGGCACUGAAUCCAUUCUCAAUUCCCUUUGGCAUCACUCUGAUGCAGUCUUGUGCUGCUCUUCGAAGGCUUCGCCAGUUUUCACAUUCGCAAAUCAAGCUGGACUCGACAUGCUUGAGACAACCUUGGUUGCACUUCAAGACAUAACUCUCGAUAAAGUUUUUGACGAGAAUGGGAAGAAAGCCCUGUUCUCUGAGUUCCCCCAGAUAAUGCAGCAGGGCUUUAUGUGCAUGCAAGGAGGCAUCUGCUUAUCCAGCAUGGGAAGGCCAGUGUCUUAUGAGAGAGCAGUUGCAUGGAAAGUAUUGAACGAAGAAGAAACGGCCCAUUGCAUUUGUUUCAUGUUCAUCAACUGGUCUUUUGUCUGACAGGUGAAUAGUAUAUACACAGAAUCCAGGAAAGUAGAGCAGAACAGUAUCUUCAUCUUUUACAUUUUUUACUUUGGAGAAUCCCUAGAUUGCUAUAUACAAUAUACUCUUGUGGGCAUGCUGCUCCAAUAUCUUCUAUGGCCCCAUUUUUCGGCUAGCACUUGGAAUUUUCCUUUAUUC
This is a messenger RNA of Prosopis cineraria, 2984 nucleotides long. Its product is annotated as homeobox-leucine zipper protein ATHB-8-like. The record is from RefSeq and is a predicted model, not a curated record. Bases 285 to 2804 code for a protein of 839 amino acids. Gene Ontology annotation, molecular function: DNA binding; lipid binding; DNA-binding transcription factor activity. The transcript has 20 exons. Lineage: Eukaryota; Viridiplantae; Streptophyta; Magnoliopsida; Fabales; Fabaceae.